AUGAACUCACUAGCAUUUGACCCAAAAAGCGUUCUCGCCCGUGUAUGACUUGCAGCACAUUGGGACAAAAAACUUAGCAAGAAUCAAAUUUAUCAACAUGACGUAACUGAUUCAGUUAUUGCCAUCAAAAAUGGAAGUCUUUAUUCCUUAAGAAUCUCAGGCUAUCUUCUGCUCGGUCUUUCCAAAAUCUACAACAAAAAAAGCUUCCUUACCCUCGAAGAAAUUGAGCAGCUAAUGGACCAAGUCAGCCAAGGAAUCCGAGUAAGCGGAGCUGAAACCUUAAAAAGCAUGGGAAUUACCAAUGCUCCUGAAAAACUCCGUCUAAAUCCUUUAAAAAUCCUUACCCCCGAAACUAUGGCUAUGAAUCUUAUGCAAGGCAAUAAACAGCAUCAAGAAAGGAUGAGAAAUAAUGCUUCGGCUGACUCUUUGAAUCUUCCUGACAAAUUCUUAGGAAAUGACCUGAAGUCAAACACCAACCAAAAGAAAGAUUUACUGGGAAGAAACACUACCUUUUUAGAUGAUGUACAGCUAGCUGCAGCUUGGCUUCAAAAAGAAGGGGAUGAGCCAUUACAAGAAGAAGAGGAAGAAGAAAAUAAAGAUGGAGAAUUUCAGCCUGGAAAUCCUACAAAAAGACCUAGGACUGAUAAGACACCAGUGUGGCAAACUUUGAUUAAUCCAAAUCCACCACAAGCUCCAGACCCAACAGCGCCCACAGAUGCUACUCCGGAUGUUGAAAUGCCUCCUGCAAUUGUUCCUCUCUCAAUGCAGCUAGAUAAUAGCGAAGCCAAAGGCAAAAAAGCUCCACCUAAAGUCAAAAAAGAAGAAGACGCAAAGCCACCAGUCAAAAAAGAAGAAAGACCCGCUAAAUCCCGCAAAGCUAAAGGAAAAACAGUAAGAUAUGAGGACGCUUCAAUUGUCCUUGACUAUGAUAUGCAAGCCGGACUUGACUCUACUGCAGAUAUUGUUAAAAACCCUCGCUUCUUUUACCCAAUAGCAGACUUGGUCCCUCCAGAUUCUGAUACCAUGCUUUAUUCGACAACAGUCCCUGAUAUGAACCCAGAACUUGAAACUUUUUAUAUCUCCAAUAUCAAGCUUUUAAGGAUGAAAACACAUUUAAGAGAGCUUGAAGAAGAAAACAAAACUGUUCCUCAGCCACGCCAGAACGCUCAUCCUGCUGAAAAGCCUAAAGCAAUUGAAAAUUCUCAUAAUAAAGAAAAUAUCCCUGACAAGCACACAGAAAAUCCUCCACAAGAAAAUGUCCAAACCCACAUAAAUGAGCCGGUUAUAAAUAAGGUGGAGAAAACUGAAGAAACCAAGCUUGAAGAUCAGUGGAAUUCAAGGACUUUGAAGCUGCUAAAACUUCUGAAAAUGAAGUUUGGCACUGUGGAAAUGAUCAACUUUGAUGAUUUAUCAAAGAAAAAAGAAAGAAGGGUCAUGGCUUGUGGGUUUUAUGAGCUCUUACAGCUGGCACUUAAAGAUUUUAUAUUCCUGUCACAGUUUGGAGGUCAAAUUAUUGUGAGGCCAACUGAGAGAAUUAGGAUCUUAGAUAUUUAA
Messenger RNA from Blepharisma stoltei, 1554 nucleotides. The record is from the annotation of a GenBank genome assembly. NCBI's taxonomy places the organism in Eukaryota, Ciliophora, Heterotrichea, Heterotrichida, Blepharismidae.